Molecule: messenger RNA, 354 nt
Organism: Cryptococcus wingfieldii CBS 7118
Lineage: Eukaryota; Fungi; Basidiomycota; Tremellomycetes; Tremellales; Cryptococcaceae
Product: DNA-directed RNA polymerase III subunit RPC10
Exons: 5
Coding region: 1-354 (117 amino acids)
Biological process (GO): DNA-templated transcription; termination of RNA polymerase III transcription
Cellular component (GO): RNA polymerase III complex
Molecular function (GO): nucleic acid binding; DNA-directed RNA polymerase activity; zinc ion binding
Source: RefSeq, a predicted model, not a curated record
AUGCUUUUCUGCCCGUACUGCGCCAACAACCUGACUAUCGGAGAUAGAGAAGAUAGCGCGGACAAGUGCUGGAUUUGUCCGACAUGUCCUUAUCAAUUCAUAAUUGACAGACAGAUCUCGAUGCGAACACAUCUGAAGCGAAAGCAAGUGGACGACGUUUUGGGAGGCAAGGAAGCUUGGGCGAAUGUGGACAAGAUCGAUGCUGCUUGUCCUAAGUGCGACUUCAGAAAAGCAUACUUUCGACAAUUGCAGAUUCGGUCAGCAGAUGAGCCUAUGACCACUUUCUACAAAUGUGUUGAAUGCUCUCAUCAAUGGCGAGAAGUGAGAUACCCUCAACUAUGCCUGGACGUGUGA